CGUUGACGUCUAAGAACUCAAGCUUUACUGAUGAAACAGAGAUUUUGAAGAUGUCAGAAAGGCAUUCAGGUCAAGCUGGCACUGGAGCAGGAAAUGAGGUGGACUCUCCUAUUGUCAAUGUCAAGUCAUCCAGCUUUGGAGACUUUUGUUCCACAUCUUCAUUUCAAGAUAGUGGCUACAGUGAGCUGUUAAAAUCGUGCAGCUUUGAUAAUACAGAUAAAGAAUCAUUUGGAAAGAAAGAAAGAGGCUCAACAUUAAUCCAUGAGCAUCUUGAAACUUCAAGUCUGGCCUUAACACAUAGUUUAGAGUCUCCCACUCAAAGAAAGAGAUUUGUCUUCCCUAGGAAGGAAAAGGAUAAAACCCCAGACCUUUGUGAAACUCCUAAAGUCAGUGGAAAAAAAUUUUUACUGCGCAGAAGAUUGGACGUAUCUUUCUCUCUUCUAAAGGGGGACUUUGAAUCACAAAAUAGUUCUCUUGAAAGUAGUACAAGCCAAGUUCCCAAUUUAGAAAAAAAUAUUCCAAGCAGUGCUUCAGGUUUCCCAAGGCAAAAUAAUUUUAGUUCUUUAGUUAAUAGCACUUUGAAAACAGAAGAAGCGACUUCCAGCAGUCAAAAAUUGAGACUUAAUUUUUCUCAACAGAAGACGUCCACAGUUGAUGAUUCCAAAGAUAACUGUAGCCUAUUUGAAGUUGAAUGUAUAUCUCCAAUUCAAGGCAGUAGUUUUAAAGACUCUAUCACACAUGACUUUAGCGACAGCAGUCUAUGUAUUAAUGAUGAGAAUACAUAUCCUGAACUUCUGGGCUCUUCAGUCAGUGGAACAACUUGUGGAACAGAUGAGGACAUAUUUGUGACUCCAAUAAGUAAUCUUGUAGCAAAUGUUAAAUUUAAUGCAAGUCAAAGGCUUUCUCCUUUAGGUGAAGUGAGACGCAAUAUUUCAACACCUGAAGACAGUGGUUUUAACUCAGAAGAUUCCCUCGCUGACCAAGAGGGCUCUUUCCAAGAACUGCUUCAGAAACAUAAAGGAACUCUCAAAGUCAGGGACACGGUAAAAAGAUCAAGGCGUCUUGGAAGAUUAAGAAGACUGUCCACCCUUAGGGAGCAAGGCUCACAAUCUGAGACAGAAGAAGAAAAGCAGCCCAACCUCUCUGGCUCUGAAUCAACACCAGUGGCCACUUCAGACAUCUCAGAGAGUCAGCCAAGCAGUGACAAUAAGAGUGGGGAUUUGAGUUUAAGCUUUAAGAAUUUAUCAAAGACCCCAGCCUUGCAGUUAGUGCAUGAGCUCUUUAUGAAAAGCAAAAGGAAAAGAUUCCAGCAAAGCGGUGCACGUGAAUUGUUAGAAGAAAGGGACGGGGGGAAAAUAGCUGUACUACAGCGUGUGCUUGCCGGACUGAUUGGCAAGAAAAUGGGUAUAGAAAAACUGGACAUCUUAACAGAAUUAAAAUACAGAAAUUUAAAGCAUGUUCUUGCUAUGGUUUUAGAUUCCUUGGCUGCAGAAAGCCUAUGCAGUGUUUGGAAAGUGAGCAGAAAUUGGCGUGAAAUUAUUAUUCAAGAUAAAAAAGCAAAUCAGAGGAGGAAAUUUCAUAUCACACAAUUGAAAACAGAUUCUGAGGGGGCUAUAUUAAAUGUUGAUGAUGCUGCCACUCGGCUCCAUCUUUUAAAUCGAUCAGCUUUAAGAUCUGUGCAAGCACAGGCUAGGACACCAGGUUUUCAGAAAGAACAAGUUUCAACAUUUUCUCCUUGGGGAGAAGUUUUGACACCUAUAGCGAGUUCUUCUGUUACUCACUUAAGUAGUAAACAGGAAGAAUAUGUUAAGGUUGCCAAAACACUUUUUAUUGAUGAAGCAUUAAAACCUUGCCCAAGGUGCCAAUCCCCUGCUAAGUACCAGCCUUAUAAGAAAAGGGGACUAUGUAGCAGCAUAGCCUGUGGUUUUGACUUUUGUGUGUUAUGUUUGUGUGAUUAUCAUGGGUCUGAAGAAUGUAGUAGAGGAGCAGCAAAGCCAAGGAAUAGAAAAGAUGCUCUUCCAGGAAGUGCCCAGAGUAAGCGGAAUUUAAAACGCCUCUAA
This is a messenger RNA of Eubalaena glacialis (North Atlantic right whale), 2060 nucleotides long. It is a transcript of the gene FBXO43, whose product is annotated as F-box protein 43. Gene Ontology annotation, cellular component: nucleus. The transcript has 5 exons. The record is from RefSeq and is a predicted model, not a curated record. The coding region runs from base 51 to 2060 and encodes 669 amino acids. Gene Ontology annotation, molecular function: zinc ion binding. Gene Ontology annotation, biological process: regulation of mitotic nuclear division; negative regulation of meiotic nuclear division. NCBI's taxonomy places the organism in Eukaryota, Metazoa, Chordata, Mammalia, Artiodactyla, Balaenidae.